Molecule: messenger RNA, 1229 nt
Organism: Monomorium pharaonis (pharaoh ant)
Lineage: Eukaryota; Metazoa; Arthropoda; Insecta; Hymenoptera; Formicidae
Product: odorant receptor 4
Exons: 6
Coding region: 35-1195 (386 amino acids)
Biological process (GO): sensory perception of smell; detection of chemical stimulus involved in sensory perception of smell
Cellular component (GO): plasma membrane
Molecular function (GO): odorant binding; olfactory receptor activity
Source: RefSeq, a predicted model, not a curated record
CAUACUUUUGAAAUAAUUUUUAAAAUUAUCUCCAAUGAUAAUCCUAUCUAGUAUUAGUCCAUCGUUAAAAGUUGGCUUACAGUUUCUGGGUAUGUGGCCAGGCAAUUCAUAUUCUGUUAUUAAUUGGUUGAGUUUUAUGCUGAGCUUGCUGAUCAUACAGUACUUCCAAUACAUGUACAUAUUUGAUCACUUGAAGAUCAACGAGGUAUCAAAUCUUCUUGACGGUCUGAUUGCGGCUCUAGAUUACAGUUUGACAAUAUUUAAAUUGACUAGUCUGUGGAUACAUCGUCGAACUUUUCAUAAAAUUUUGGCUGCUAUGGAUAAUGAUUGGCGCGAAUGCAUCAAUAUUGAUAAGCAUCUGCAUGAAAUGAUAACCAAAGCGAAUAUGUCACAUUUUAUCUGUAACAUUUUAUUGAGUUUUACUGCGAUUGCUGGAAUACUUUAUCUCUUAAGCGGUUACGUAAUUCAUUUUGUUUUCUCAACUGAAAAUUAUAAUGAUACUUUACGGCAGUUUCCUUUAAAAGUACAAUUUCCUUUUGAAACCCAACAAUCGCCUAUAUUUGAAGUUCUUGUUGCAACAAUAUUUGUUCAUGCAAUGCUACACUCAUGCACAGUCGCUGUUUUAAAUGGAUUAAUUUUGACUCUGGUACUUCACCUAAGUGGACAAAUUGAUAUAAUGUGUUAUAAAUUUAGAAAUAUUUCUAAAAAUACUCUUCAUAAAUCUUCCGUAUUUUUAUUUGGAAUGCUGAUUGAGAGACAUAAUAAAAUUGUUUUGUUUUCAAAGAAUAUUGAAACACUUUUCUCCUUUAUUGCGUUAAUGCAAGUUAUUUGGAAUACGUUAGUUAUUUGUUGUUUGGGAUUUGUUAUUAUAAUUUCUAUUCAUAAUGAAACUGGAAUUAUCGUACUAAUAAAAACAGUUGGUGCUUACCUAGCUAUAAUGAUUGAAGCCUUUGUCAUUUGCUUUGCUGGGGAAUAUCUUAGCUUAAAGAGUAAAUCAAUUGCCGGUGCAAUAUAUGAAACGCUAUGGUAUGAUAUGCCGUCACAUCAAAGUAAAAUUAUAGUAUUAGUAAUAAUGAGGUCUCAGAAGCGAUUGACGAUCACGGCAGGAAAAAUGAUAGAUAUGUCAUUCGAAACUUUUACAAGUAUUAUGAAGGCGUCAGUAUCAUAUGUAUCUGUUCUGUAUGCUAUGUAUUAAUAUUGCAGAAAAUAUAUUUGUUGAAAGAGUAACA